Helianthus annuus (common sunflower) is the source of this 795-nucleotide messenger RNA. RefSeq lists its product as uncharacterized. The record is from RefSeq and is a predicted model, not a curated record. Lineage: Eukaryota; Viridiplantae; Streptophyta; Magnoliopsida; Asterales; Asteraceae. The transcript has a single exon. The coding region runs from base 1 to 795 and encodes 264 amino acids.
AUGGUGCAAUAUCCAAAUCUCUAUGUAUUAGUAGCAAAGAAGAAAGCAAAGAUUAAGGAACUUUACAAUAAUAUGAAUGGGGGUACAUUUUGGGAUUGGGCAUGGACCAGGGCUCCGAACACUGAUGUGGAGAAACAAGAGAUCGAUUCUCUAAAGGUACAAUUACAACAACAAAAAAGGUCUCAUGUCGGGGACAUUUGGGUUUGGAGGAAUCAUGAACAUCAAGAAUUUAGUGUCAAAAAUGUGAAACUUACAUUAGGCCGAAACCUGGAUUUGAACUCAUCUCCGAGUAUGUUUUGCUGGAACAGUUGGGCGACCGGUAAAAGUGCAGCUUUCGUAUGGCGAGCAAUAGAAAACAAGAUUCCAUCAGUCGUGGCAUUGAGAGACAGAGGCAUAAACCUGCAGGACGUUACCUGCAAAAUAUGUGGAGCUCGAGAUGAAUCUGCAGAACAUAUUCUGCUGAGUUGCAACUUGGCGGCAAGAUUAUGGGAGGCAGUGAAAAACUGGACCAAAACACAGUCGGUCAACAUAAAUGGCAGCAUAGCGGAACUGUUACAAUCGAUACUCGAAGGUCAAAGGAGUCGACAUAGGAGAAAAAUGUUACACGCAAUAGCAAUACAAUCGAUGUGGAUUUUAUGGAAAAACAUAAACGAAAAAGUUUUCACAGGCAAACUGAGAUCGGCCCAGAUGAUUAUCGAGGAUAUAAAGGAUACGUCAUUCCAAGGUGUGAAACUACGAUCAAAAUAUAGCUCGAUCACAAAACAAGAAUGGUGGGAUUUCAAUUUUAUCUUGUAG